AUGUUGACAUCUUCAAUUCCAGCGUUUGUCUAUCCUCCUGCUAUCUUCAUUGGACUCGUACUUGCCCUAUGGACAUGGAAAUGCUUUUGGAUCAUCGUCAUGCAAAACAAGCUUCUAUAUCUCUCUUGGCUACCACCAUUUACAAGAUCUGAUCAAAUAUCUGAAUAUGCUGCUGAAUGUAAACCCGUGCAAUGGGAAGAGAUACAAAUUCGAAGUCUUGAUGGGACGCGAUUGGCUAUCUGUGAGGGAACAGUUUCAGCCAACAAUAUAAAUGCGAACGAAAUGCAGCUACGGCAGAAGAAAUCGGUUUUAAUCUGCUACUUCCAAGGAAAUGGUGGGUCAACACCACUCAGACUACCGCUUCUUUCCCAGAUUCUCAAGACAAUCUCCAAGUCCUCAAACUCUGGCGAUACGGAUUAUAAAAUAGCCGCCUUGUCAUAUCGCGGCUAUUGGAAAUCGUCGGGUCGUGCAACACAAUCUGGUAUCUCCCUCGAUGCACAGGCAUUUUUAACCUGGGUAUCACAGACAUAUUCGGCACCAGACACACAGCUUCAGAUUGUGCUCUGGGGACAUAGUCUUGGCUCCACUGUUGCGGCUUCAGCUCUCUCUACCUAUUUAGAAAGGCUUGAUGCUGAAAAAUCUACUGAUCAUAAAAAGCUGGCCCCGAUAUCAGGGAUUGUCAUGGAAGCACCGAUCUCCAAUGUCAAAGAAAUGCUGGUUAGUCUCUAUCCUCAAAAAUGGCUUCCGUAUAGAUAUUUAUGGCCGUUUUCAUGGAAUACAUGGUGCAGCUCGACAGCUCUAGAAAGACUGGCUCAAUGGCGGGACCAUCAUCCACAGCAAACACUUGAAAUCAAGAUGAAUGAACGCUCCGUACCGCCAAUACUCAUUCUCUCUGCUGAAAAGGAUGAAGUGGUCGAGCCAUAUGUCGCAAGCCAACUUGAGAAGAAAGGCCAAAAUCUUGGACUGGAUAUCAUAAGGAAAGUUGUGAAAGGAGCCAUGCAUACAGAGGCCCCAAUUAAGCAUGAUGGGAUAAAAGCAUUGACUCAUUUUAUUUUGAACAGCUCCUCAAGAUAA
Molecule: messenger RNA, 1074 nt
Organism: Penicillium taxi
Lineage: Eukaryota; Fungi; Ascomycota; Eurotiomycetes; Eurotiales; Aspergillaceae
Exons: 1
Coding region: 1-1074 (357 amino acids)
Cellular component (GO): membrane
Molecular function (GO): palmitoyl-(protein) hydrolase activity
Source: RefSeq, a predicted model, not a curated record